AUGAGGACUUCUGCUGCCACUGCGGUUCUGGGCUUCUCGGCCCUAGUGUCUGCACAUGGAUACGUCCAGCAGAUAUGGCUGGGGGAGAACCUUGUUGAUGCUUGGAAUCCCUACAAGGACCCUCAGAAGGCAGGAGUGAACAAGAUCACAAGAAAAUUCAAGGAUAAUGGACCAGUUACAGAUGGUCUCUUCACUACCGAUGCUAUCACUUGCAACAUUGGCAUCGACGGAGAGAAUAACGUGCCAGCUAACAAGACAGCUGAGGUUGCUGCGGGCAGCACAGUCAAAUUCAUGUGGACUGAAUGGAAGAGUGAUCACCCUGGACCUGGUAAUUGCGGUGGCUCGUGCAACAAGUUUUCAGGGACCACUGGAAAAGUCUGGGUCAAGAUCGACCAGGCCGGCUACGACGCCUCAGAGUCUGUUCCGUGGGCAAGCAAGAGAUUGCCGACUCAGAACAGCACAUACACCGUGACGCUCCCGAAAUCUAUCGCCCCUGGCGAGUAUUUGCUCCGACACGAGAUUCUCGGCCUUCAAAGAACAAACACAAAUGGGUCACUGGCCCAGUUCUAUCCUAACUGUCACCAAAUUACCGUCACAGGCAGCGGUACCACUAAAUUGCCAGAGGGGAUCGCUUUGCCGGGCGCUUACCAGCCAGACGACAAGACCUCGAUUUUCCUGGAGUACCGUGACAUUUCUGCCUCCAACCCAUACACGCCUCCCGGUGGCCCCGUCUGGGGUGACGAUGGUUGGGUAAAAAUGUAG
Molecule: messenger RNA, 762 nt
Organism: Diaporthe batatas
Lineage: Eukaryota; Fungi; Ascomycota; Sordariomycetes; Diaporthales; Diaporthaceae
Exons: 5
Coding region: 1-762 (253 amino acids)
Source: RefSeq, a predicted model, not a curated record